GAGUUAGCACGUUGUUGAAGAAUAUUAAAAUUACCAACGCUACCGAUAAACAACCACCGUAAACUUGAAAAGAGCUGGGUUGUAAAUCGCCACAACACUCUUGCACCUCGUUACAGAUUCCAACCUCGAUGCCGGAUUAGUUGAAUGACGUCUUUUUAGUUUGACAAGGGCAUUGGUAAUCGCCGGUUGAUGAGGAAGGAAAGAAAUGCAGGAGGUCUCAAAAGAGACAGCGACGUCAGCAUUGUCCAAGUGCUUUAUCCCCGUUGCUCAUUUGCUGGUGUUUGCUUUGUAGUAACCAGCAUGACCAGAGAUUAGUAAUAAUGGGAGGGAUUUACCGCAAUGGUUGGCUGCGCAUGAAUAACCCUUGUCAGUCUGGUCAUGGAAAAUGUAAAAAAGCCUUGCUGAUGAUGUACUGGUUUGACCAAGGUGACUUUUGUAGACUAACACGACACUACACUUUGGCUUUAGCUGAGGACUCUGAAAUGUUGAUGGACCAAAAUGAUGGACCCGGAAAUUAUCGAGCAACUCCGUCUGAGCAGCGGGUUGGGCAGCGGCAAGCGGGGCUCCUUGGGGGGCCUGUUCCAGCAGAAACGGGACCGCAUCAGCCUGCUGACAGACCCCCUGGCGGUGGCCCACCUGAACCAGCUGAACCGGGCCGCCCUGGAUGAGACAAGGAGUCUUGGGUGUGGGGAGGAUGCAGGGACACCGAAGAUGAUGGAAGAGGCCCAGAGAAGACAGAUGCUGGAACAGAAGAUCGCCACCUACAACCGUGGGAAGAAUGGACAAGCUUUCAUGGUGACGAUGACAGAGGGUAUGAACUUCGAAGGGGCAUUGAGAUUCUACUACGACGACGGCAGCAAGACCACGGCCAAGGCAAUAUGGCUAAGCAGCCGCGUUACUGUGCUGGAACUCUUGCCACGCAUUCAUGAGAAAUUUACCAUCUUGGUGAACGGCCGCUGGAAAACUGUCAUCUACCAAGUCCAGAACCAAGAUAAAAUUCUUCUGGCAGAUGAAGAGCGCCCUUUAGAUAUCGCUGUCAACAGUGGUCACAACGUGCGAUUUGUCCUCAAGAUGGAGCCUCAUCACCAAGACAACCAACAUACCGGCAAUCCCGGCAGUGCAGCCGCUCAGCACAAAUGUCUCUCGCAGUUCUUUGGCGUGAAGAGCGCCGACUUGACCGUGCCAUACUACACAGGCUCGGUCGCCGCGAGCCCCAUCUCCAAAGCCAAGCUGGGGUCGCCGUCAUUGUCAUCCAGGGUCAGCAAGAAGCUUGGCUCAGUGGACUCGGCCAGUCUCAGCAGCAACGGUAGCACCAACAGCAGCGGCCCACCAUCGGGCAGUUAUAGUAAGCGGUCCUACAGUGCAGGCAGCAUCGGAAAUGGGGGCAUGCCAGGCUUGCUGCUCAAGGCUGAAACACCCACCUUCAUCAGGAGGUUCCAAUCCAGGGAAAGAACCUUAAGGAACUUCAUCAAGAAGGAUAAGGGAAGUUCAAGGAAGAUGCCCUCCAAGGAACUGAGCCCAAAACACAGGUCCCGGGCCAAGUCCCUGUCCAGCGUGUUUGAGAAGGGCUUUACCCUCCUUAAGAAAGAUGACACCUUGAAUCCAGCCAAGGAGGCAGAUGCUGAAGAUUCAUCUCCAGGCUUGCUGAAGAUUUUUGGUGACAACAUCUGCCCCAACACAACCUACAAGAGUGUCUUGGCCUCGGCACAAUCAUCAGCAGUUGCUCUCAUCAAAGUGGUACUUGAGCGUUUCUCAUUGCCCAUCGACACCUUUGGGGAGUAUGUUCUUUGCGAUGUCAUUGGCAACUAUAAGGCCAACCCAGAGAAGUCCUCUCGAGUUCUUGGGAUCUCUGAAGACUUUGAAGAAAAACAGGAAUGGAUGACCGAGUGCAUGAGGGUCAUAGGAGACAACGAGAGACCCCUAGCCAUUAAGUCCUACUGGAAGCCGGAAGUGGGCUUUGCUAGAAGAUUUGAGAUCAGACGCCGCAGCGACAUUGCCGUCCCAGAUGCUGACACGAUUACACUCGGCAUCAACCUGAACGCGAAACGGCUGCAGAUGUCCAGAGCAAAUCGGGCAUCUGCAGGUGCAUCCCUGGCACGCUUUCUAGAAGAACAGGACCAGACACUAGGGGAUGUGUCAUCAUGCUCUAAGCGGGCAAUCAUGUCAGAGGAGCCUCCGAGGCAGAUCUCCCAAGGCCAGUCAGAGCGGGAGGAGACUGAGAGCAGCGAUGAGCAGCUGCCUGCACCCAGCCUUCUGCCCCCACAGGACUUCCCCUACUUGCUGACCCUCCAGGGCGACAACCCAGACUCUGAUCAGAUUCUGUAUCCCCUGGAUAGUGUUUCCUGUCUCGUCGGGCAUGCCUAUGACUCCAGAGCAAAGGCAGAUGUGGAACUGGAUUCCACAAAUGUUAACCGGGAGCACUGUCGAAUCCUGACACAGUACAUUACAGUUGGCAACAAUCCCUUUGACAUGUCUGUUGAGCCCAUUGGAGAAUCCAGAGUCCUCAUAAAUGGUGUGCCAGUUUCUAAAAGAACCGAACUAAUCCAUGGGGACAUGAUUGGCAUCGGUGAUCAUUACCUCUUCCUGUUGAAAAAGCCACUUGCCCAGACAGCCAAUGAAUCUUCACUGAUGAGACUGUUAUCCCUUGCCAACCAGUCAGAUUCCUCGACCCAUUUGUCCGGCAGUCCAAAUUCGGAGAUGACUUCUCAACCAAAGUAUGCAAGUCUGCACAUAGCAACCAAGGCUAAGGAAUACUCAACCGACAGCCAGAGACUCAAGUUGUCCUACCCGAUGAGAAGAGAGGACGAGUUACUGAGUGAGAUUGCAUUGCUCUUCCCAGGGUCUCUUGCUGUCGAUGAGCGUAAAGAGUUCACCCUCUCACUGUCGUACCUGGCCUGUAUGUGCGUGGAACACUCAGCCUACAACUUCCGCCAGGAGAGGACCAAACGACUGAUGAUGAAAGUGGCCUCUCUGAUUCAAGCACUGGCCUGGGACAAGACCAAGGAAAUGGCAAGAACUCAACCAGAAAAACCAACUGACGUCCAGACAGCCGUGGGGGCGCUCCUCCCCGACCUCAGGGUCAUCGUCUGUCUCCUCACCAAUGCCCUGGAGGUCCUCAACUUCCUUCAGGCCAGCAUGGGAGACUACGUGGCCACGUGCCAGGGCAGCGAAGCCAAGCCGAGCCAGCUUGACACAGACCAGGAUGAAGUGGGAGGCAACCUGGGGAUAGAAGACGAGGCGCUGGUGGAGCUGGAGGAGGUGGUGAUGUACACCUUUCAGCAGAUGGUCUACUACCUGACCAAGACUUUGCACAUCGCCAUCCCAGACUUCCUGGACACCAACCCAUUCUCUGACAAUGACGGCGAUGACACUGACACCAGAAAGAAGGGCAUGGACAGCGUCCUGUCGGUCUUCCAGAUGACCUUUGACCUGAUGCAUGACCUGGCAGUCCACCCAGAGAUUAUGUCACAGCUGUUUGCGUACCUUUUGUUCUUCACCAAUGCUUCAUUGUUUAAUAUGCUCAUUGAGAGAGGUUCAGAUGGCAAGUUCUACAAGUGGUCCAAGGGGGCUCAGAUUCGGGGCAACCUGGACGUGCUAGAAGCCUGGAUACAAGAUCACAGCCUGCAGGAUCAAGCUAAAUUUCUGAUCAGGGUAUCUAUGGCAACUGACUUGCUGGCCACACCCAAAGUACAGCUCAUACAGGCUGACUGGACCUCCCUUAAGUCUGAUUUCUCUGAUCUCAACACUGUUCAGCUUCAUCACUUCCUGAGCCAGUACCAGCUGGCUGCCAAUCAAACUCGUCCUGUACAUUGGCUUCCGCCUCCUGAGGAAAUGAAGACUGCUACUGAAAUAGAAAACCUCUUUGAAUCAUUUGACAACCACCCAGCUCUGGCACUGCCCAAUCAUGGCUUCACGUUAGAUCUGAGGCAACCAAUCACCAGCCAGCAUUUUAUCGACCAGCUGCAGGAACUGAAGAGACAUUUGCCGUACAUUACCUUCAGCCCGGGAAGUGAAGAUGCAACAGGCAACAGUAGUCUGUCAGUGAAUCAACCACCUGCUGAGAAGCCAAGCGUUCAGAGGGUACGUACGCCCAGCCCAAGCCGUGGCUACAUCGGCCUGCCUGUACCACCUCCGCGUACCAAAUCCUACAGGUACCCCCUGUCGGACCAGGCUACAUCCGUCGAGGUCUUGGAGCGCCCCCUAGAGGUGGUGCUGGCCGCCCCUGUCAACCUGGCCAAUACAGUGAAGUUGUCGCCCACGGAAGGGAAUUUCCUCUCGAAGGAUGACAAAAUGAGCCCUCGUGUGUUUGCAGACAAGCCGCUUUCCACGAGCAAGGCAGUGAAUGGAGUCUCAAAAUCAGAGAGUUGCACAAAGGUUGGUGAUGCACCAAACAAGCAGAACAACAAACAAAGUGAUCUUUCUGAAAUAAGCAGCACGCAGGCAGAAAGCGAGUGUACAAGGAGCGUUACUAGCACUCCCACUGUGAUCACUCCAGCUGGGACCACUGCAGAGCUAAUGAAUACAGCCUCAGAACCUACUCAUCUGUCGCACGAUGUCAGAGUUGUCCAAGUCGAACUGCCAAAGGAAGAAGCCAUCGAGAAAAGACUGCAGACUGGGAUCGGAAAACGUGCAGAUGGUCAUUUGGAGGAAUUUGAGGAACCUAAGAAGCCCUGCCCAACCCUGUCCUCGUCAGCAUCCUCAGUCUCAUCCUUUUGCUCAUCUACAUUGUCCGCAAUUGCCACAGAGACGGAGAGAUUCCCACAGAGGAAGGAUGCGGUGGAUGACGUUUUUGUUGUGGACUUGGAAAAAGGAGAGGAGGGGGUGGGGCUUGGACUCAUUGAUGGGAUGCACACCCCUUUGCGUUCCCAAGGCAUCUUUGUCCGCAAGCUGGUACCUGGCAGCUCAGCAAUGCAGAACGGCAGGCUAAUAGUUGGGGACCGGAUCUUGGCCGUCAAUGGGACCAGUCUGGUAGGAGCAGAUUACAACAGUGCCAUGCAUCUGAUCAGAACAUCAGGCAAGAAACUACGUUUCCUUGUAGCCAAGUCCGAGCCCUCGGUGGCCCUGAAAGUCACCGCAUCUGCCUGCUGAUGCCUGACCGAAGGCUGAUCCCUCUCGCAUUCCAACGUGCUCUGCACCUAAUAGCAUAAGAAGUUUGCUUUUUGGUACAGAGGCCAAGGUGCAUUGCUUUGUGAAGUGCAGUCUAUAAACCAGGAAGUAACCGUGGUACAGAGUUAUCAGCAUUGAAAUGCAUGCACUCCACUUCAGCAGUACCAUCUGCCCGUUGAUUCAGAUAGGCUUGUACCAAUGCUAUAUUUGACCUUUACAAUACAUUGCCAUGUAAAAUAUUGAUCAAUGAUACCACUAUUGCCACAGUCGUUGAUUAUUUUAAAGUGUAUUUUCAUUCAGACUGUUGUUGCUUUGUUGUCCCUCCAUUUUGGUCUUGCAUGUUGAGAAGCUUUUGACGUUGAGCUGUGGUACAGGGGUCAAAUGCAGGUGCUUAACUUCAGCCAAGCUGAUUGUCUGUUAAUUUUCACCGAUAUGCUUUUACCAUUGUUAUGUAAUUUACCAUUCCAAUUUAUCGCAAAAAUAUAUCCCAUGAUAUAUGAUACUAUCGCCAUAUUAAUUGAAUUUGUAAGUGUACUUUCACUCAAACUGUAGUGGCUGUUCCAUCGUUUUUGUAAACAUGCGUUUACUAGUGGUUUAUGCCCGGAAAUUCGGAAUUUCAUGAAGACUGUCUUUUCAUGGCAGUCCUACGCAUCACUGUCGCAAAAAUAAUACACUACUUAAAAGUACUAAGUGAAUAUGUCAUGCACACAAUUAUGUGUGUGCAAGACAUUAGCACAAGAAUCAGUUUGUGAUCCAGCACACGCAUACUCCAUUCAUUUGCUACAUUGCAGUCAAAAGGAUGUCACACUUCAGUACUCUAUAUGAGGUGAAGUUAUUGUAAUUCACUAGAAAUUAGUUCACGUUGCAGUAGUCAUGAAUAAGUGGCCGCGAAUGACAACUUCAAAUCAUGGAAUCCUUAUUCUGUACUAGUAGGGCUGUGCAUGGUACCCUGCCAUUGAUGCGGGGACCGGUGCCUUUGUUGGGAUACACGCUUCUACCGGGUACCCAUAACAACUUUGUAAAUGGGUUUUCAAACAAGUUUUGAAAAGGGUUUUGCUGGACAGUUUCAAGAGAAAAACUCAGCGGGGGUAUCUAGGAUGCUAAAAUAAAUCUUCUUUAUGGCCUAAGUUGAUGAUUAAGAGAACUAUUGGCCAUUAAAUGUAUUUUUCAUGAAGCCUUGUUUUGCCCUUCAUUUGAAGUUUGAGGUUUCUUUCAUGGGUGUGUAGGUACUUGUAUUAAAUGUCAGUAGCAUAUCCAACUCCAUGACUAUACACAUGAAUAAAUGCGGCUAUUGAGUGGCUCACUAUCACCUUCUGUCUUUUCCUGUCAAGUGUAUUAUACCUGGUUGUAAGGAACCAAGAAAUCCCAUACCCCAUUGCCAGGCAAUAAACCUACCUGUUUAAACCUACAUGGCCUGGUUACACAUGUUCACUUUGCAAAAAAGGGACUUCCCCGCAAUGAGAAAUACCUGUAGCACUCGUGACUGGGUGUGGGUUUGUAAAAUCAAAUGGUUUGAACGUGUUCCAUCCAGUAUGCUAAGUACACAAAGGCCCAACUCAAAUUGCACAACUUACUUCAAGGUUUCGUCAUGAUUAGAACUGGUUUGUUUGCACAUUAGAGUGCUAUAGACAUGUAACUGUUUGGAGAAGUCCCUGAUGCCUCACUAGCAUAGUCUGUUGCCAGUUAAUAGGAUUUGUAGCAUUAAGGACUGUUUUAUGUACAUGUAAUUUUGUGUUUUCUCUUUGCAAAUUACAGUUAUCAAAAUAAUUUAAGCACAAAACUAAUAACAAGGAUACAGUCCACCCAGUAAUGUUUUCUCUAGAAUUAUUGCUCUAAAUUGAUGUGUACAAUUGUCAAAGCUACGUAUGUUUAGUCUUGAUAUUGAAGUUAAUAUUGGAAUUUUACUUGAUGGAAGUGUGCACGUUGUCAUUCCAGUACAUGUACAUGCAUAUCAUGUGGGUAUUAAAACAAAAUCUCAUCCA
Messenger RNA from Acanthaster planci (crown-of-thorns starfish), 7088 nucleotides. It is a transcript of the gene radil, whose product is annotated as Rap associating with DIL domain. Lineage: Eukaryota; Metazoa; Echinodermata; Asteroidea; Valvatida; Acanthasteridae. Gene Ontology annotation, biological process: signal transduction. Gene Ontology annotation, molecular function: GTPase binding. The record is from RefSeq and is a predicted model, not a curated record.